This is a messenger RNA of Uranotaenia lowii, 1798 nucleotides long. RefSeq names its product 45 kDa calcium-binding protein (gene myd). The transcript is spliced from 3 exons. Gene Ontology annotation, cellular component: endoplasmic reticulum. NCBI's taxonomy places the organism in Eukaryota, Metazoa, Arthropoda, Insecta, Diptera, Culicidae. Gene Ontology annotation, molecular function: calcium ion binding. Gene Ontology annotation, biological process: calcium-ion regulated exocytosis. Bases 472 to 1494 code for a protein of 340 amino acids. The record is from RefSeq and is a predicted model, not a curated record.
AUCAGAGAUUGUUGAGCAGAGUUGAGACUCCGAAAAGCUCGGUACAACUUUUAGCUCCCUCGUCGAAUCGUGUGAACCAGCCAACAACCAACAUCAUGCCUUUUGUGGGACAACCAGCUGAGUGCGCGUAGUAGUAGGAAAACAAGUAUAGCUGGAUAAUAAUAGUUUCUCUUUCACUUUCAUUGAUUGCAGUUUUCAGUCUGACAUUAAUUAGGUUGCAAAGCUGCGAAGAAAACUUCUAAAGAUGCGCUUUUGGUAGAAUCAGUUAUGUGAUAACCCACGACAUGUGUUGUGUAAUGAAUAGCGGGGUAUAGACCCGAAAAUCAAGUUGUGCAAUGUGUAAAAUGAUCAGAGACUGCAGAUUGACCUGAGAAGUCAGCGAAUAUUGUCGGACCAAUCGUCGUGAAACUCACUCGCUAGACCAGCAAAAGGUCUGAAUCGAAAAUAAAACGUGCAAUCGGUGAAAUUGUUAUGCCCAUUAGGAGGAUGGCUGUCCUCGUCAAAUUGUUGCGUAAUCUGAAAAUUCCGCGCUGGUCCACCCUGCUCCCGGUGCUGUUUUAUUUAGUUUUCAUCACCUGCAUUCUCAUGAUAGCGUUCCCCGCCAAUCAGUCUGGCGAGGACACGAAAGAGGGAAGAAAAAAGAGUCAUGCGGAUCGGCAGGACGACGACAGCAGUCUCAACUCCGUCCUGGAGAAUGUCAGCGAGGAACGGCUGCAGGAUCUGGCCGAGGCAUUCAGCAAAGCCGACACCAAUGGUGAUAAACAUUUAUCGAUUCAAGAACUCGCCAAAUACAUUAAUUUCAAAAUAAGAGACCACAUAGAUAGCGCGAUUCGCAACAAUCCAACCCUUUUUGUAGAAAUUGAUCUGAAACCGCGAGAUGGCCUCGUUAGCUGGGAUGAGUAUCAAAUGUUCACCCUUCGCGAAAAAGGCAUCCACGAGUCGUACAUGAAGAAGAAACUAUUCGACACGCUAGACCGCAAGAUCAAGGAAUCGCUGGCACGCGAUAAAGCCGUCUGGAUGGAGGCUGCUCGGACCGAUCCGAUGAGCCUGACGUUGGAUGAGUUCUUAUCCUUCAAGCAUCCAGAAUCCAGUACAGUCAAUCUGUUAAACUUGGUGGACGACAUUCUGCGUCAGUUCGAUAUGGACGGCGAUGAUAAACUUACGAUAGGCGAAUUUUCCGAUGUUCUACCAAAUGGGGUUGCCGAUUCCAGCAAUAAGAAGAUCAUUCUGUCCCAAAGCGAACGCGAACGGAAAGAAGAGUUUACUAAAAUCAUCGACAAAAACCAUGACAACAAAGCAGAUCGAGGAGAACUACUGGCUUAUGUUGAUCCGAGGCACCCUCGAUACGCUAUCCAGGAAGCUUCAACGCUAUUCACACUGGCCGAUAAAAAUGGAGACGCAAAACUCACACUACAGGAGAUGAUAGCAAAAUCCUCCAUAUUCAUUUCAUCGAAAAUGAUCAAUACCGCGGAAAGUUUCCACGACGAGUUCUAGGUGUUCAUGUAAUCGUACUAGAGAAUUGCGAUUGUGAUAAUGCUGAUAAUUGCUUGGAAAUCAUCCAAGCAACUUACUUGUGUGGAAUUGAAUUUGUUAUUUCAACAAAUUUGGAAUAAGGAACCGACUAUUCUAUUUUGAUAGAUUUUGUUUGAUUUAAAUUUUAAAAAAGUGAUUCAAAUCAAGACAAGUUAGUAUUACUAGAUUUCAUAAACAUUCCUGAAGACAAGUGAAAAGCAAAAAAAAAUAAGACUACAGUUAAAAACUCAUAAGCUCGUCUAAAAUUCAUCUCAUUAUGUGAAUU